UGGCCCCCUGCCCUCUAGCCCAGCGUGGUGGACCGUGUGGCCAGCCUGCCUCUCAUCAGUUCCACGUGUGGUAUGGUGAGUGCCGCCUACACUUCCACCAAAGAGAGCUACCCCCAUGUGAGGACCGUGUGCGACGUGGCCGAGAAAGGCGUCAAGACCCUCGCCGCGGCUGCAGUCAGCGGAGCACAGCCCAUCUUGUCCAAACUGGAGCCCCAGAUUGCGUCCGCCAGCGAAUAUGCACACCGAGGCCUGGACAGACUGCAGGAAAGCCUGCCCAUCCUCCAGCAGCCGACCGAGAAGGUUCUGGCAGACACUAAGGAACUGGUGUCAUCUACGGUGUCUGGAGCCCGAGAAUUGGUAUCCAACUCAGUGUCUAGUGCAAAGGACACGGUGGCCACCCGGGUCACGGGAGCGGUGGAUGUGACCUGCGGGGCUGUGCAGAGCAGCGUGGACAUGACCAAGUCGGCAGUGACCAGUGGCGUCCAGUCAGUCAUGGGCUCCCGAGUGGGACAAAUGGUGAUUAGUGGCGUGGACUCCGUGCUGGUAAAGUCAGAGGCCUGGGCGGACAAUCGCCUGCCCCUGACGGACGCAGAGCUUGCCCUGAUCGCCACAUCUCCAGAGGGCUUGGACAUGGCCUCGCUGCAGCAGCAGAGACAGGAACAGAACUACUUCGUAAGGCUGGGCUCGCUAUCCGAGAGGCUGCGUAACCAUGCCUAUGAGCACUCGCUGGGCAAGCUGCGUAAUGCCAGGCAGAGCGCGCAUGAGGCGCUGCAGCAGCUCACACAUGCCCUCAGCCUGAUGGAAUCCAUGAAGCAGGGCGUGGACCAGAGGCUGGGAGAAGGGCAGGAGAAGCUGCACCAGAUGUGGCUCAGCUGGAACCAGAAGACCCCUCAGGAUGUGGAGAAGGACCCAGCUAACCCAGAGCAGGUGGAAGCCCGGGCACUCAGCAUGUUCAGGGACAUCGCCCAGCAGCUGCAGAGCACGUGUGCGAGCCUGGGGGCCAGCAUCCAGGGCCUGCCCAGCCACGUCAGGGAGAAGGCUCAGCAGGCCCGGAGCCAGGUGGACGACCUUCAGGCUACCUUCUCCGGCAUCCACUCCUUCCAGGAUCUCACAGCCAGCAUUCUUGCUCAGACCCGGGAGCAGAUAGCCAGAGCCCGGGAGGCCCUUGACCACACUGUGGAGUAUGUGGCUCAGAACACGCCAGUCACGUGGCUCGUGGGCCCCUUUGCUCCUGGAAUCACCGAGAAAGCCCCUGAAUAGAAGAAGUAGGUAGAGGAGUCAGGGCCAGCAUCUGGCUUGUGUCUGCCUUUCCCAAUAGUCCUAUUGCAUAGCUGGUCUUGACCUACUCUGAGUCUGAAGGAGACAUGUGUUUAACCCUUUCCAUCAGUUUUUUAAAGCAACAUUUUUUUUCCUAGAAUGUUCCAUGGGGGAAAAAAUUUCUAGAAUGUUCUAGAAAAAAAAAAUUUUUUUUCUCUUAAAAAAAAAAAAA
Molecule: messenger RNA, 1489 nt
Organism: Acomys russatus (golden spiny mouse)
Lineage: Eukaryota; Metazoa; Chordata; Mammalia; Rodentia; Muridae
Gene: Plin3
Product: perilipin 3
Exons: 6
Coding region: 73-1260 (395 amino acids)
Biological process (GO): lipid storage; positive regulation of triglyceride storage
Cellular component (GO): cytosol; lipid droplet
Source: RefSeq, a predicted model, not a curated record